ACUACAUCCGCCCAGGACCAUUUUUACUUGAAAUAUAUACAAGACAAAUAUUUAUAGAUAUAAUUAGAAUUUCUAACUGCUGUUUAAAUUGUCGCAGGCCGUGAAUGAUGACGUAGUAAGGUCGGUGUUUUUCACCCGAAGGGCCUAAAUAAAAAUGGCGGAAAGACGUUUAACGGAGUACCAGUUAUACGUUGGUUAAACAACUAGAAACAAAUAACCCUGGAUUAGUAUUUAUCUAUCAUUUGAGGGUGAGUUAGUUUUCUGUCGGUCUUUUACGUUCCCAAAUACAUCGUUCUUCGUGUACACCGUGUGCUGAACGGAUGUACAGUCGGGGACAUUAGUUGGUAAAGGAACCAGUACAUUACGGACUUCCGUUGAGGACAUCUGUAACCAGCUGCAGUCAUCAUGUCAGACUAUCUGAAGAGAGCCUUCAGGGCCCAGCUGACCACGACCAUGGACUCGCUCAUGAGGAGAGUUGUCUUUGAAAUAAUGACAGUCUUUGAGAACAGCAUUCAUGACCAUCAGAUGGAGCUAGCGCAUAAAGGAGAAGAGGUUGUUCAACUCAAAAUAAAGUUACAGACAGCGGAGUUGAAGCUGAAAGAACGCGAGUGUGUACGUGAUGGGGCAGUGGAGAUGGAUAAGGCCUAUGUGAAUGAAACACAGAGACUGUCUGAAGCUAUCCAGAACACACCUGAUCAAACUUCAGAUGUUCCGGAGAUUGACGUUGAAGUACCUGAUGACUGGUGUGCUCCUCUGGGCUGUGAGACUGUGACGAAGAAAAACGAAGACGAGUGUCCUAGUGUAAGACUGCGCCCACUCUCAAUUCCUCUAUGGCACGUUCCAAUCAAGCAAGAGGUGGAUACUCCUGACACUGACUUCCACCAGGAAAUGAUGGGUCCCAGGAGGUCAGAGAGAGCUUCUCCAUCAAACAAGAAGCACAAUAAUACUCAGCAUCAAAGCUUAACAUUGUGUAAAAAGAAAGCUCAAAUUCAGUAUGUGAGAACUGACAAAAGAUUUCUUCAAGAGGUGAAAGCACAAUAUUCAGAUGGUUUGGGUCUCCGAAGAGGGAGAAUCUUUACAGGAAAUGAGCAAGAAAAAAUAGGGAAGACCAAAAGAGAAAAACGAAAAAUAGCAGACAUCAAACUUACAAAACUUGAAACAGAGAAACAGGAUGAUGACAAAAUGUACAACUGCAGGUUUUGCAAGAAAGUAUUUGAUACAGAAUUUGGCCUAACUGUGCAUGUUCGGUCACAUAAAACAUGCACAGGUUGCAAAAAAGAGUUCCCUUUUCCGAGUUCUCUCAAGGCUCACAAAUUGUUUUGCAAAAGAUUCAAGAAAUUAUUGGUAAAACGAGGACAACAUGCAAACGCUCAAGAGUCAGACUCUCACGAAGAAAAAAACGCUUCAUUAAGCAACAGUAUUAAGCAGGAAUCAACGGAUUCUAGCAAUUCAGUGCAGAAUGAUGCUUUCAGCAAAAUGCACAGUUGUACAUACUACAAAAAAAAGGUUACUAUGCGGCACAAACUCAAAAAGCCGAUGUCUCAUCAUACUGUUGAAAAACAUUUCAAAUGUAGCAGGUGCCCAAGGAAGUUCCACGUUAUGAAGGCGCUUCAAAUUCACAUGACAAGAAUGCACAAAGACCAACAACGAAAUCCUAGUGAGACAAAUAAAGACCCUGCAUGGACCAAGCCUUCAGAGGACACCGAAAUGAAGAACGGUUCCUCACAGGCAGGUUACAAUAAGGCUGUAUCCGUCUGUCAAAAGAAGCAUCCUCAUGUUGUCAAAAAAAAGCAUAUGUCCCAUACUCUUGAAAAACAUUUUAAAUGUAGCAGGUGCCCAAGGAAGUUCCAUGUUAUGAAGGCACUGCAAAUCCACAUGACUAGAAUGCACAAAGACCAACAACUGAAUCCCAGUGAGACGAAUGGAGACCAGUCAUGGACUAAGCCCUUAGAGGACACCGAAAUAAAGAGAGAUCCCUCUCAAGCAAAUGACAGUAAUCCUGUAUCUGACUGUCAAAAGAAGUUUCCUCUUGUUUGCGAAGACUGUGGAAAGGGCUUCUUCUAUCAAGGAAGGUUGGCGAACCACAUGCAGCGUGUUCACAUGUGAACCUGUGUACAGUUAACAUCACCUACCUGUGGACAUUACAACAAUAGCUGUGUUUUGUUGUUUUACUGUUUUAUAGAUAAAAAGUUACAUUGUUUGGUGUAACUUUUUAUCAAAUCCACAUGACGAGAAUCCACAAAGACCAACAACUGAAUCUCAGUGAGACGAAUGGAGACCAGUCAUGGACCAAGCCCUUAGAGGACACCGAAAUAAAGAGAGAUCCCUCUCAAGCAAAUGACAGUAAUCCUGUAUCUGACUGUCAAAAGAAGUUUCCUCUUGUUUGCGAAGACUGUGGAAAGGGCUUUUUCUAUCAAGGAAGGUUGGCGAACCACAUGCAGCGUGUUCACAUGUGAACCUGUGUACAGUUAACAUCACCUACCUGUGGACAUUACAACAAUAGCUGUGUUUUGUUGUUUUACUGUUUUAUAGAUAAAAAGUUACAUUGUUUGGUGUAGCUUUUUUUCUAUUUAUGGGCAAAACAAAAGCUUUCUUAUCUACUGAAAUGGAUUCUAUACUGUAUUAAAACGCUGGUCAUCAGAGUGUCAGCAAGAUGACAUUUUGGCAAUGAUAAUUCAUACAUAUGAUAACAUUUGUUUAAAUACAUGUAUCACUGGGUGAUAUGAGAAGAAAGAUUUUGAUAAUGACUGCUGCAGGUCAGUCACAUGUACUGUGUAUUUCUUAAAGAGCCACCAUCAGGUUUUUGUUCUUGUGUAUGAAUAGUUACAUGUUUUAAUGUUGUUUUUUCCCCAAAAAUCUAACUGUAACCAAAAUGGUACAUUUUAAGGUUUCUUGUAUAUUACAAAAUGACCCACUUUCAAACUUUUAUUUUGUUUUUUAUUGGUUGUAUUUUGUUGGUCUGCAUGCACAAAAUGUAAAAGAAAAAAUAUCUGUGGUCUUGAAAGAACUCCCCACCCCUUUAUUUUAAUUAAGUUAUAUCAACGAUUUUGUCUUUGUCAACAUGACUCCAUUAAAACUUAUCGUGAUUUUG
Messenger RNA from Betta splendens (Siamese fighting fish), 3091 nucleotides. RefSeq names its product oocyte zinc finger protein XlCOF28-like. Gene Ontology annotation, cellular component: nucleus. NCBI's taxonomy places the organism in Eukaryota, Metazoa, Chordata, Actinopteri, Anabantiformes, Osphronemidae. The record is from RefSeq and is a predicted model, not a curated record. The transcript is spliced from 5 exons. The coding region runs from base 406 to 2106 and encodes 566 amino acids.